Aureobasidium musti is the source of this 3879-nucleotide messenger RNA. NCBI's taxonomy places the organism in Eukaryota, Fungi, Ascomycota, Dothideomycetes, Dothideales, Saccotheciaceae. The record is from the annotation of a GenBank genome assembly.
AUGGUCAAUACCCCCGAAGCUAAUUCCUCCAACAGGUNNACCAUCAUCGAGUGUCUCAAGUAUGCUACGACUGGUGACCAACCCCCAAACAGCAAGGGCGGUGCCUUCAUCCACGAUCCCAAGGUAUGCCCUUCGAAUAACAUCAUGCUACCUCGACUGACUAGUAUAGNNCUAUGUGGCGAGAAAGAGGUCCUCGCCCAGGUCAAGAUGUCGUUCCUAGCCACUACAGGAGCGAAGAUGGUGUCUACUCGCAGUCUGCAACUCACCGUCAAAAAGGCAACACGUUCGGUCAAAUCUCUCGAAGGUCAGCUUCUCAUGAUCAAAGAGGGCGAGCGCACAUCCAUUUCCUCACGCGUUGCCGAACUUGAUCAACUCAUGCCUCAAUAUCUUGGUGUCAGCAAGGCUGUCCUGGACUCUGUCAUCUUCUGUCAUCAGGAUGAGAGCUUGUGGCCGCUCAGUGAGCCGAGUAAGCUCAAAGACCGCUUCGACGCCAUCUUCGAGGCCAUGAAGUACACCAAGGCCAUCGACAACAUCAAGAUCAUGAAGAAGAAGCAGACGGAAGAGCUUGCAAAGUACAAGAUUAUUGAGCAACACGCCAAGGAAGACAAGGAUAAGGGUGAGAAGGCCGAGAAACGAUCCCACGAGCUCUACGAGGAGAUCGAAACAUUACGCCUUAAAGGUGAAGAUAUGGGUACCAAGAUUGCCGAGGCCAAGCAAAACUACAAUGCUGCCUGGGAGAAGAUCAAGUUCCUUGGUGAAAUCGUCGGCCAACUCUCCGGCAAGCGCAUCGAGCAACGUGCUAAGCAAGAAAGUGUUCAAAAACUCAGACGCAAUCUUCGCGAGAUGACCGAUUNNCGGACCAGGAACUCCAGGCUCUUCUACAGAAAUACGAAGAGCGAGUUCAACAACUACACGACCAGGCCAACGAGGAGAAGCGCCGCUAUCAACAACUUANGUCGAGAGUUGAUCGGCAACCGCGAGAAGCUCAGCAUGAAGGAGCGUCAGGUUGGCUCUUUGGAGUCUGACCAACAGAACUACGAGCGUCAACUUGAGAACAGAGCACAACUGGUCAAGCAAACUGCCCGCAGGCACAACCUUCGUGGUUACGAUCUCGAAGUUGAUGACGACAAGGCUCGAGAAUUCGUUGAUCGCAUCAGUCGCAUGGCAAAGGAGCAAAACGCCACAUUCGAACGCGCCAGACGUGAGACACAGCAAGAGUUGCAACGCGCUCAGGAUGUUCUCAACCGUAUCAAUGAGCAGAAAUCCACACUAAGUCAAAAGAAAGAAAGCGCCAAGGCAUCUCAUGCCGCAAACCAGCGCCGCAUUGGUGGAUUCCAGACUGAUCUGGACAAGAUAGAGGUCGAUGAGGGCUCCAAGACUAUGCUCGAGUCCUCUGUUGAAGACACCGAAAGCAAACUGCAAGCGGCCAAGUCUGAUUACGACAACAAGGACUGGGACAAGCAAGUCGAAGAGACUGAUGCUGUUCUACGCCGUCUGGACGAUCAAAAGGAGAGGCUGGAUAUGGAACUUGUCCAGGCUACCAAGCAAGCAGGAGAUUCGGCACGUCUAGACUUUCUACGCAAGGAAGUCAAGGACCGUCAACGCAGUCUCGACACCAUGACCAAAACCCAUGGGUCCAAGAUUGACAGUAUCGUUGGUGGCGGUUGGCAGGCAACAUCACUCGACAGCGAUUUUCAAAGUGCUCUGAGCAGCAGCAACAAGUCUGUAGCAGAAGCUGAGCGUCAGCGAGACGGCCAAGCCCGUGAACUUGAGCAGCUGGAGUAUCGUCUCAAGCAAACGAAGAACGAUCUCAUUGCACGAAGACGAGAACUGGACGCCAGCCACAAGUCUAUUCAGAAUGUCAUCGAAACAGAUCCGUCCGAAUACCAAAGGAUUCUCGAGGAGACCGAAGCCGAGCGUGAUGACCGCAAGAGCUCAAGCGAGUAUGCUGGCCACCUCAAANAGUACUACGAGAGCGCGGCAAGAGCUGCUCGCGAGAACAAAUGUUGUCUCAUGUGCCGCCGUGGCUAUGAAAAGGAUCGUCAAGGGCUUGAAAAGUUGAUCAAUCUCCUCGGGAUGGAAAUCAAUAAAGCCGAGGCCGGCCGUGCGGUUGAAGAGCUUCGAGAAACUGAGAGUUAUCUGCAAGAAGUCAGAGCAAUCAGCUCGACUUACGACAACUGGGAUCGUCUAAAGAGUAAGGAUAUUCCUAACCUCGAGCAAGAAGAGGAACGCCUGAAGGCUCGCGUGUCUUCCCUCACCACCGAAGUGGAGGAAGAAGACCGUGUUGUCAGCGAGCGCAGAUCAGCCAAGCAGGAAGUCGAAAGCCUUUCCAAAACCGUCCAGAACAUUGUCAAGUAUGCCCAAGAAAUCGUCAAUUUCGAGACGCAGAUCGAAGAGUUGGCUGCCAAACAAAAGAGCCAGGGACUUUCUCGUGGACUGGAGACGAUCCAAGACGAUCUCAAGACAAUCAACGAACAGUCUCGCGGAACCAAGGUCUCAUUGACCAAAAUUAUUGGUGAGCGCGACGGCGCUCGCGGCACCAUAAACGCACUUGAGCUCGAGCUUCGUGAUGUCAAGUCUAAACUCAGUACUGUCGUCCACCAUCUCAAGGAGAAGUCAUCCAUCGAGAAACAAAUCAGCGAGCUCAAGGCACAGAACAAUGAGCUCAUUGAGUCUCAGCGAUCCUUUGAGCAGAAGCUUGCGGAUCUGAAUCCGGAGAUGUCACAAGCUCAAUCCAAGUACGAUGACAUUUCUCGUCGUGGAGCAGAGAAAGACAGACAGCUUCGCGAGGAGACAGCCGCCAUAAACGACAGUGUAAACAAGCUGCAAUUGGUCGAGCGUGAGAUUAGUGGCUACAUCCAAAGAGAUGGCCCUGCUCAGCUGGCGCAGGCCAAGAGUGCUAUCGAAGACAUGAAACAAGAAAUCGAACGUUUGGAGAAGGACAUGCAAACCAUCACCAAACAGGUCAAGGACGUCGAAAACAACCUCCAAAAUGUCGAGGAAACGAAGCGUCAGAUUGCAGACAACCAAGAGUACCGUCGUGAUCGUGCUGCUGUAGACGCAAUAGGUGCUGAGAUAAGAGAGCUUGAGACACACAAUGCCGAAGAAGAGAAGGCUGUUCAUGAGCGUGAGGGCAACCGUUGGGAGAUGACACGCAAUAAGCUUACAGCCGAGCAAGCCUCGAUCAUGGGCCAGCUGAAGAGCAAAGACGACCAGCUUCAACAGCUUCUUCAAGACUGGGAGCAGGACUACAAGGAUGCUGCAUACAAAUACAAGGAGGCCCACGUCAAGGUUGAGACGACCAAAGCCGCUGUCGAGGAUCUCGGUCGCUAUGGCGGUGCACUCGACAAGGCCAUCAUGAGAUACCACGCCCUAAAGAUGGAGGAGAUCAACCGCAUCAUCGAGGAGCUCUGGAAGAAGACGUAUCGUGGCACCGAUGUCGACUCAAUCCUAAUUCGCUCAGACAAUGACAAUCAGAAGGGCAACAAGAGCUACAACUACCGCGUCGUCAUGUGCAAGCAAGAUGCUGAGAUGGACAUGCGUGGUCGCUGCUCUGCAGGUCAAAAGGUGCUUGCGUCCAUCAUCAUCCGUCUGGCUCUGGCAGAGUGUUUUGGAGUAAACUGUGGUCUUAUCGCGCUGGACGAACCUACAACCAACCUUGACCGCGACAACAUCCGCUCGCUGGCAGAAUCUCUAUCCGAGAUCAUCCGCAUCAGAAGACAACAGUCCAACUUCCAGCUGAUUGUCAUCACUCACGAUGAGGAAUUCCUGAGAUACAUGAACUGUGCCGACUACACGGACUACUACUACCGCGUCAGUCGCAACGACAGACAGAAGAGUAUUAUCGUCCGCCAGAAUAUCGCAGAUGUAAGUGUCUGA